AUGGCACGAGAUUCCUCAAGCAGGCCAGAUGGGCCAGUAGCAGGGCCGUCAUCCCAGCCCGAUACUUCUGCCCCAGGUAUGCCAACGCCGGAGCAACUCGCCGAAGACCCAAAUGCCACCGAUGCACAGGUCCCGCACCCGCCACCCUUCUACCAUGCAGCAUCACAAGCAGCUACUGCAUCCAUUGCAUCCAUACGCUCGUCACUGCACCGCUUCCCCACCCCCAUCCUCAAAAUCCAACGUGUCAACCAGCUCGACGCCGAGCUGCUGGACCGCGAACUCGCCGAGCUGCUCCUCGACCCUGUGAAAAAAGCGCUUGGCUCCAUCCGCUCCACGCUUUCUUCUGACCUUGAACCCGAGCUUUUGCUGCUACUGAAACUGGCGCUCUUCAAAUUCAGUAUCGUCGAUCGUGGGGCGUCGUACGGAUCCAUGCUGCAGAACCUCAGGUAUCGCAACGAAUGGGCGCAUCGCGGCGCGUUGCAAUCCACUGCGCGCGAUCAGCCGCUCUCAAGGCUUCAGCUUGCACUCUAUCCACUCCUCACCAUCGUCGCACCCUACGCAGGUGCCAAGUGGCAGGAUCACAUGACGUCGCUCAGCUACUCGGACAUGCCCAACAACGAUCCCCGGCGGCUGCUUUGGAAGCUCACCGAUGCGUCGCAGCGAGUUUGGUCCGCAGUGGUGCUCGCCAACUUUGCGGUGUUCUUGGCGGACGGCAAAUUUAGGAGUGUGGCAGAUCGACUUUUGGGGAUGCGCCUGACAUAUGCGCAGAGGACGAUGAACAGAAAUGUCUCGUUCGAGUUUCUGAACAGGCAGCUGGUAUGGCAUGCUUUUACCGAGUUUUUGCUCUUCUUGCUGCCGUUGGUUAGGCCAAAGCGACUGUUCAGGAGACUGAUGAAGCUGCCUACUCAUCCGAAGCUGUUGGCGCUCGUGUGGCGGUUCUUGCCCUUGGCGAUCAGCAGGAGACUGGGCAUGCGCCAGGAUGCAGCGGGCCGGACGCGAUUCAGCAGAGAUAACGUAUCCAUGCCCGUCGUCAAGCAGAUCGUCAGAACCAAGUCGAGCAACAAGACCGACCUCACGGAAGAAGCAGAUUCAGACAUCGGGCCAUAUCACCACCUGCCACUAGAGGUCUGCGCGAUCUGCUACCAGCGCAUCGAAACGCAGACAGGCCUUCGACGCGACCCAACCAAGAUUGGUACCGAGGGUCUCAGCAUGGGCAUCCCCACGUCGGACCCGCUCGAUCCCAGCUCCGGCCUCCUGGCGCCCAACCGGCCCUCGUCCACUUCGCAGCCGCUCAACGCGAAUACUGGAUCGCUCAGCUCAGAUCCAGCAAGAAACGCAGUACUAGGUGUCUCACCCGAAGGGAUCGCGUACGCAGAUGCGAUCGUCACGACGCCUUACGAGACGCUACCGUGCUGCCAUAGAUACUGUUAUGUGUGUAUUGCCAAGCAGUUGUUGGAUGAAGAGAUGGAGGACGAGCUGGAUGAAGAAGACGAGGAGGGCAGGAGGGGAUGGAAGUGUUUGAGGUGUAACGUGAGGGUAAGGGAGACUAGGAGGGCUGGUGUUGGGGAGCCAGAUGAGGAGGAGGGUGGUGGAGAUUGGGAUGAUGAGGACGGGGAGGAGAAAGCAGAUUGA
Sporisorium graminicola is the source of this 1632-nucleotide messenger RNA. RefSeq lists its product as uncharacterized. NCBI's taxonomy places the organism in Eukaryota, Fungi, Basidiomycota, Ustilaginomycetes, Ustilaginales, Ustilaginaceae. The transcript has a single exon. Gene Ontology annotation, biological process: protein import into peroxisome matrix. Gene Ontology annotation, molecular function: zinc ion binding. The coding region runs from base 1 to 1632 and encodes 543 amino acids. Gene Ontology annotation, cellular component: peroxisomal membrane. The record is from RefSeq and is a predicted model, not a curated record.